GGUCCUUUCCCCUUGGCAUUUCGUUGCAAGAAGUGUCGUGCGUGGCAUUCAUGCUGAUUUAUAGUCAAAAAAGUAUUAUACAUCGCAGACAAGGAGCGAAAUUAUAAUGUCAGAACACGUGCUACCGGCCGAGGAACCGAUACGGUUCAUAUCCCCGGUCAUUCAGGAUAAUCCGACAGGAUGGGGACCGUGCGAAAUGCCGGACCAGUUUCGGGACAUGCCGUAUCAACCGUUCAGCAAAGGCGAUCGGCUGGGCAAAAUAAGUGAUUGGACCAUGGUGCAGGACAAGAAAUACCAAAAUAAGUAUGCAUCCCAGUUUGGCGCAGGAUCGUCAUAUGCAUACUACCAUGAUGAGGAUGAAUCAACGUUCCACCUGGUUGAUACAACUAGAGAUCAAAAGCCGCCGUACCAGCGUGGACGUGCACGUGGUCGCGGCCAGCGCGGCCAACGCGGCGCGCGCACGCCAGGCGGCAUGACCACGCUGAAUAAGCAACGUGACCGCAAGAUGGGCAAGCGCUGGGGCCAACGCGGCGCUCCGAUGAAGAUCCGAGACGCGUCCGUCACCGUGCGCCCCACCUGGGUCACCAUCGAGGACAUGGACUUCCCUAGACUCGCCAAGCUUUCCCUGCCUGGCAUUAAGGAGGGUGAGGACAUCGCGUGUUGUGGCGUGCUGGAGUACUACGACAAGGCGUACGAUCGCGUCAACGUCAAGCACGAGAAGGCUCUGCAGCGCAUCGAUCGCAUCUUCCAUACGGUGACGACGACCGACGACCCGGUGAUCCGGCGGCUGUCGAAGACGACCGGCACGGUGUACGCCACCGACGCCAUCCUGGCCACGAUCAUGUGCUGCACGCGCUCCAACUACUCAUGGGACAUCGUCAUCGAGAAGAUCGGUGAUAAACUGUUCCUGGACAAGCGCGACAACACCGAGUUCGACCUGCUGACGGUGAACGAGACGUCCGUGGAGCCCCCGGCCGACGAUGCCAACUCCAUUAACUCGCCGCGCAACCUCGCGCUAGAGGCCACCUUCAUCAACCACAACUUUAGCCAGCAGGUGCUGAAGUCCGGUCCGACGGAGCCCAAGUACAAGUUCCCCGAGCCCAACCCGUUCGUGUCCGAGGAGGAGGAGGGCGAGGUGGCCUCCGUGGGCUACCGCUACCGCAAGUGGAACCUCAACAACGGCGUGGUUCUGGUAGCUCGGUGCGAACACGACGCCGUUAUGCAGGGGCCUCAAAACGAGACCCAGUUCCUCACCAUCAAGGCCCUGAACGAGUGGGACAGCAAGGUCGCCAACGGCGUGGAGUGGAGACAGAAGCUGGACACACAGCGGGGAGCCGUGCUGGCCAACGAGCUGCGGAACAACUCGUGCAAGCUCGCCAAGUGGACCGUGCAGGCGCUGCUGGCCGGCUCGGACCAGAUCAAGUUCGGCUACGUGUCCCGCACGCAGGUGCGCGACAACGCGCGCCACGUGAUCCUCGGCACGCAGCAGUUCAAGCCGCACGAGUUCGCGGCGCAGAUCAACCUGUCCAUGGACAACGCCUGGGGCGUCCUGCGCUGCAUCAUCGACAUCUGCAUGAAGCAGAAGGACGGUAAAUACCUAAUCAUGAAGGACCCGAACAAGCCCCUGAUCCGCUUGUAUGACAUCCCGGACAACACGUUCGAGUCCGACGCCUCCGAGGAGAGCGGCGACGAGCCCGCCGACACACCAUUCGCCCCUCUCUAUUCUUACGGAAACAACAAGAGGAUUUAAACCUUACGAUCAUAAUCUUAGGGUGCUAAUUCACGUGACGCUAAACAAAAACACACGGCAUUAAUUAGAUUGAACCCUACGCGCCUAUACAUAAGGUAAUAAAUACCUUGUUCAUUUUUCAUUAGCCACAAAUCAGCUACUCUCUAGACGUAACAGGUUUCUAGUGUAUUUAUCACAGUUUAAUAAGUAUUCAAUAUGUAUUUCAUAUUUUUAUUCAACAGAAUACAAUGUUAUGGUCACA
This is a messenger RNA of Cydia splendana, 1991 nucleotides long. RefSeq names its product eukaryotic translation initiation factor 3 subunit D (gene eIF3d1). NCBI's taxonomy places the organism in Eukaryota, Metazoa, Arthropoda, Insecta, Lepidoptera, Tortricidae. The transcript has 11 exons. Gene Ontology annotation, cellular component: eukaryotic translation initiation factor 3 complex; cytoplasm. Gene Ontology annotation, biological process: translational initiation. Gene Ontology annotation, molecular function: translation initiation factor activity. The record is from RefSeq and is a predicted model, not a curated record. The coding region runs from base 107 to 1750 and encodes 547 amino acids.